This is a messenger RNA of Blepharisma stoltei, 5792 nucleotides long. Lineage: Eukaryota; Ciliophora; Heterotrichea; Heterotrichida; Blepharismidae. The record is from the annotation of a GenBank genome assembly.
AUGGAAGAAAGAAAUCACUCUUUUCGCUACGUAGAGACUUAUGAGUCCUCAAGGCCAGAUUCACCUAUAUCUAUGAACGACAGUAUGAUGAAAUUUCAAUAUAUUGAUGAAGCCAUACCGCUUCUCGCAUAUAACCAAGAAAUCGCAAAAUAUUCAAUCAAUGAUGUAGCCAUGGACUUUUUAAAAUCAUUAUCGGCGCCAAUUUCUAUUGUCGCAAUUACAGGUAUGAAUAGAACCGGAAAAUCUUACUUUUUAAACAGAGUUUUGCUCAACUGUAAAAAUGGAUUUAAUAUUGCUGCAUCGGCUAGUCCUUGCACAAAAGGAGUUUGGGUUUGGGGAAGGCCCUUGACAGGAACAACCACAGAAGGUGAAACUUGUAGUGUCGUUUUAAUGGACACUGAAGGACUUAAGAUUUUUGGCAAGGACACUGACCAUGAUACAAGAAUUUUCUCACUGGCUACCCUUUUAAGUUCUUAUCUUAUCUAUAACUCAUUUGGCUCUAUUGAUGAAAAUUCUAUAGAAAACCUUUCUUUUAUAUCAAGCCUGACCCAAAAAAUCCAAAUCAAAUCUCAGCAGACUGAAGAAAUCAGCAUUGAAGAAUAUGGGUCACAUUUCCCAACUUUUUUGUGGGUAGUCAGAGAUUUUUCUUCACAGUUAAUUAACUCAGAAGGUGAUAUAAUUUCAGCUAAAGAGUAUCUAGAACUGUCUUUACAGCCACAAAAAGGAGCUUCGAGUACAAUUGAUAAUAAAAAUAAAACCAGAAGAUUUAUAAAAGAAUUUUUUAAAGAAAGAGACUGUUGCACUUUGGUAAAACCAACUGAUAAAGAUGAAGAUAUAGAAAAUUUAAAAGAAAAAGAAUUUGAAGAUUUAAAGCUAGAAUUUGUAGAGAAAAUUGUAUAUAUAAAAAUGGCGUGGCAAAUCAACCCAAACUACUAACACCUGGAGUUGGGAGAUUCAGGGACCUUGUGGAAGGGAGGUUUGGCGUUCGGGAUGUGUAUCCGGCCAGGUUUUAAUUGGUUUGGUGGAGCGCUAUGUCAGAGUUUGCGGACCGCAGGCUCAUGUCCAGUCAAGAUUUUAACUCGGAGGAAGAUGGAGUUCGGAGUUGGGAAGGGGUGUCUCAGCAAUGCCAGUGAGAUUCCUUCUAGUUGAUUGGGAACGUUCCCUAGCGCGAUACCAGGCGUUGAGUCCUGGAUUACAAAAUUUUCAUUUUGGCCAGGUGACCAGAAAAAUUUGUUUUUUCGAAUUUUCUAGAAGCCAAACUCUGUUGGUCAAACUUUUCGACUACUAGGGAGCAUGCGCAGGCCAAUUUCUGGUAAGAACAAGACUUUGAAGGUCGAAAGACGAUUGCUAGCUAACAAACAAGUGGAGCUUUAUGGAAGGGAAUAAGGAUCUUCUGAUCCCAACAGGGAGCUUUUCUAUAAUCUCCCUAAUUCUAAGUAGAGCAAAUUGUAGCUGCAAGAAAAAAAAUACUCGGGAAAUGCAAAGUAAAGACAAUAAAUGGGAAAGCCAUUAAUGGACAAAUGCUUACACAUUUAGUAGAAGCUUAUAUAAAAGCCAUAAACCAUGGAGAAGCAUUAAAUGCAGAAAAUGCCUGGAUUUAUAUAUGCAAAACUGAGUGCACAAAAAGCUUACAAAAUGCUCAAGAUAUUUAUGAAAAAAUAUUCUUUUAUAAAUUGAUUAAAAUAAAUAAAUAUUCACAGAUCCUAUAUUUAAUUUUAAAUCAUUUACUAACAAGCAGCAUUUCUAAUAGAUUCCCAAUCAGUGAAGAAGAACUAAAACUUAUUCACAAAGAGGCUAAAGAAGCUGCUUUAGAGCAUUUCGAGCUUAAAGCUAUAGGUGACGAAAAAUUAAAUUAUUUAAAGCAGCUUAAAGAAAGCUUACAAGAAAAAUAUUAUUCAAUUAAAAGUGACAAUGAACUAGAAACUAAAAGAAAAGCAACAGAAUUUUUAACAGAUAAUUACUCAAUUGUAGACUCAAAAUUAAGGAAAGGAGAAUUUAAAUAUUUUAUCGAUUAUGACAAAAGCAUGAAAUCUUUUCAAAAAUUCUUUUUAGAGCAUGGCCCUGAAGGCCCAGCCCGUAGAGAAAUUUUAUUGGAUUUCUGUAUGAAUAAAAUAUCAUCUACAAGUGAUUUUUUUAUAAAAACGACUUCUAAUGAGCUUGAUAUGAUUAUUCAUACAAAAUCAGAAAAAAUAUCCCAGCUGGAAAAUGAUAUAAAAGAAAUUAAAGAAGAUUUUGCUAGAGAGCGUGAUGAAUUUCAGAGGAAAAUCACAAAAAUGGAAGCAGAAAAGGCGGAGCUUACAGUAAAAGAACAGAGCAUGAGAGAACAAAUUUUGUCGCUCAAAAGUGAAAGAGACAGUUUAGAUAAAGAAAUGAGAUCUGCUUUAAAAAACGUACGAACCGAAAAUUCCCAGCAGCUUGAAAACGCAAAUACAAAAGUGUGGGAAUAUGAAGAAAAAAUGAAAGAAAUGGAAAGAAUUCUCCAUCAGCAGGUUGCUGAUUUCCAAGAAGAAAAAGCUUUAUUUGACCAAAAAAUAAAAUAUUUAGAAUUAACUUUAGAAGAAUCCAGAAGAAGAGAAAAAGAGAUCAUGAAUGAAUUAAAAAACCAGAAAAAAGACCAUAAUCUCUCUAUAAAAGAUUUACAGUCAAGAUAUGAAAAUCAAUUGAAAUUUUACCAAUCAAGACUUGACGCAGAAUCUGAAAGAUUUAAUGAGCUUGAAAGAGAAUAUGAAGAAAAAGAAAACGAAUUCGACAGAGAAAAAGCGGAAUUAGAAGAAAGCGAAAUAAGAAAUAAAUCAAUUAUUAGCGAGAUGACCCUGCAAAUUGAAAAUUUCAAGCAAAAACUUGAAAGGAAAGAUAUUGAAUUUAAGAAAAAAAUAAAUGACUCGAAUAGAGAGCAUGAAAUAAGUUUGCAGAAAAUGAAAAAUAAAGCUGAAGAUUUUGAGAAAAAAUAUCAAAAUGUUGAUGAGAAUUAUAAAUCAUCACUAGUACAAUGGCAAAAAGAAAAUGCUGUACUUGCACAGAAGCUGGAAUUUGCUGAACAAUACUUGCAGGAGUCUAAAAAACAGCUGGAGGAUGAAAGAAAGCAGCAUGAAAAUAUGAUAAGAUCUAUACAAGCAGGAACAUCAGUAAACUCUGAAGAGGCUGAAACUCAGCUCGCAAAAUUAAAAAAACAAUACUAUGAUGAUACGAAAAAUUUGGAAAUUGAAAAUGAUAAUUUACGUAAAAGGCUAAGCCAGCAGCUUGAAGAAAUUAUUCAAAAAUACAAUGAGCUUGAAUUAAAAUCAAAAAUUGAUACAUCAAAUUGGGCAGAAAAAGAAAUCCAAUUUCAAGAAGAUAUCGAAAAUUUAUUAACCCCAUUGUAAUUCAAAAAAAAUUGGCAAAAUUUCCAUUUUUUUGGGGGUUAGAUUAAUUUAAUUUAAAUUAAAAAAUAAUUUUAUAUUCUAUAGGCAAAAAUAAUAAUUAGCUUUAGUACCCAUUUUAAUAUCUAAAAAUAAAAAAUUCACCUUAUUAACUCCUAUGUAAAUUAGAAUAGAUUUUUGUUCCAAUUUAAAAGGGGAGUAAAUGAAAAAACCCAGCUUCAAGACCAAGUCAGCGAUUUAUUGAAAAAAGUGAAUUCUUCUAUCCAAGAUGCAGAAGAAAAAUUCAAAAAAAGAAUAAAAGCAUUAGAAAAUCAAUUAGAAGAAACUAAGUCAAAACAUGGCGAAGAAGUCCAUGCAGGAAAUUUAAGAGCAGAGCAAUCUUAUCAGCAACUUAAAAUAUUUUAUGAAGAAGAAAAAAAUAGGCUUGAAUUUAGGUUAAAAGAAGAAAAAGAGAAAUCCGAAAAAAAAUACAAAAUUAUGAGUGAAGAAUACGAAGACCGAAUAAGACAAAAUGAAGACCUCUUUGAUGAAGAGUUGACAGCCAAAGAAGAUGAAAUGCAUGAAUUAGAAGAAUAUUACAAAGAGCAAGUAAAUAUGCUUACUCAUCAGUCUGGCUUAGAUACACAAAAAAUAGAAACUUUAGAAAAAGUUUUAAAAGAAACUAAAGAAAAUUUAGAAAAUAUCCAAAAAACAAAUGCUCAAGCAAUAGAACAGCUACAAGAGAAAUUUACAUCAGAAAGAAAUACACUACUGGAAAAAGUAGAAAAACAGGCUAAUGAUAUUGGGGUAAGAGAGCGCGAGGUAGAAUCUCUUAAUUUCAAAAAAGAUCAGCUUGAGUCUCAGCUUUCUAAUAAAGAAGCUGAGCUAGAGGACACAAAAUCCCUCUAUGAAAAAGAAAAGCAAAUUAUUGCUGAAAGGCUAGAAAACCUAAAAAUUGCUUAUCAAAAAAUAUCUGAUGAAUUAAAUCAAAAGAAAAGUGACUCUAAACGAGAAAUGGCUUUAGCACAGCAAGACAGCGAGUUUAAAGCAAAAAGAAUUUUAGAGCUUGAAAAAUCUUUGCAUGAUGCUGAAGAUAAAUAUAGUGAAACCGUAAAAAACCUAAAAGAUGAAUCAGGUCAAGAACUGUCUUCUACAAUAGCAAAACUUACACAAGUAAAAGAAAACCUUGAAGAAAAAUUAGAACAAAGAAAAAAACAGCUUAAAGAUAUAGCAGCAAGUAGCUCAAAACAAAUCAGCAGCCUGGAAAAAGAAAAAGCAGUACUUUCAGAAAAACUGGUAAACCUUGAUAUGAAAAAAAAUGAUAUGGAAAAACAAUAUAAACAAGAAAUAGAAAAUUUGCAAAUUCAGCUUAAAGGUAAAAAAGACAAUGAAAGUACUGGCAUGAUGGAAAUCCAGCUGGAAAAUGAAAGAUUGAAGACUCGUAUACAAGAAAUUGAAAAAGAUAAUGCAGAGAGAACUUCUGCGACAGAAAGAGAAAGAAUUUUAUGGGAAAAUAAAUUUUCGUUUUUAAUACAGCAAAGAGAUCAAGAAAAAAAUAAUCUUGCAGAAUUUCAAAAAAAAUUCGAGGCAACUAUUGAACAAUUUCAAAAACAAAAAGCUCUGGAUAGAGAAAAACAAGAAAUUGCAAAUAAAACGAUGAUUGAUUCAAUAGAAUCAAGAUAUUCCUCACAAAUAAAAGACAUGCAAGAAAAUCAUGCCUCAACUACAUCAGAUUUAACAGAAAAAGUAAAAAAUCAAGAAAAAGAAAUCAGAAGUUUAAGAGAAGAAAUUGAGCUUGAAAAACGAGGGAGAAAUUCUCAGUCUGGAAAUAUGGAGAAGCGUCUGCAGGAAUUAACAGAAAAUGAAAUAAAAAUACUUAAUGAAUUAGAUAAUACUAAGAAAGACAGGGAUACAAGAAUCGAAGAAUGGCAAGAAAAAUUCAAUUCUGAAGUAAAUUUACUCAGAACAAAGCUUUCUGAAUAUGAAAAGCGUGCCAAGGAAUCCGAGCAACAGAGAAGUCAACUUUUUAUUGAUCUAGAAAAAGAAAGAGCAAAAUGAAGCAUGGAAAAAGACCAUUUAAUUUCUCAAAAAAAUCAAGCACUUGAUUCCUUAGAAGCUUUGGAAAAGCGAAAAGAGCUGCUUUUAAGAGAAAAUGAAAAGCUUCGAGCUGAUAAAGGAAGCCGCAGACAGGCAUCAGGAAAUUUCAUGAGGAGAGCUGAAGGGACUAAAGAAUUCAAACAAGGUGCUGCUUCUUUAUUUGGGCAAGCAGGAAUCACGUUUGAAGAAUUUUCUAAAGAUAUAUCUUCCACAGACACAACAGGCCAAAAAACCCCAAGUAGCUCCACAACAGGAGAGGCAAGUCCUAAGCCUCCACUUUUUGCAUUUAGGACAAAUAGCCCAUCAAAUCGCAAUAGGCCAGUAAUUCAAUUUGAAAAGAAGUCUGAAGGGAAUUAA